Molecule: messenger RNA, 946 nt
Organism: Aspergillus novofumigatus IBT 16806
Lineage: Eukaryota; Fungi; Ascomycota; Eurotiomycetes; Eurotiales; Aspergillaceae
Product: DUF3425 domain-containing protein
Exons: 2
Coding region: 23-832 (269 amino acids)
Source: RefSeq, a predicted model, not a curated record
CAAUCCUAUCAGCUUAUACCAAAUGAUGAAGGUAAUACUUUACUCGACUAAUUCCAGGGAUAAGAGGAGGGCGUCGCUUUUCCCAAAACCCCCUGGGCUCAAGACCGAACCCUCUGAUGAGUGGGACGGCAUCCGAAACCCGGCUGAACGACGGCGACGACAGAACAGAGUGAACCAGAGAGCAUACCGUCUGCGCAAUCGCCAUAGGGCCAGACCUGUGGAAAAGACGCCAGAGAUCCCUCAGUCCUCGACAGUGACUGUCAGCCAGCCCCACCUUCAAGAGCUUCUCGAGAGGUUUAUCUAUGCCGCCUAUGGCAAUUACAUUCGGGGCUCUCCAGCUACUGACCAAUUAUUAACCCUGACAAGGGUGAAUGUCUACCGUGCUUACCUCCACAAUAUAACUCUUUUGGGAUUAUCACCCGAUGGCCUUUGCGAGGCGGAUAUUCUCUCACCAUUUAACCAGACGCAGCCGUGGUCUACCAAAGACUCUUUGCCACCAGCUCUUCAGCCCACAGUCAUUCAACAAUCUGGACAACAUCAUCCAUGGCUUGAUUUCUUCCCACAUCCAAGAGCCCGGGAUAACUUAAUCCAGGCGCAGAAUAAUUACGACGAGGAUGAAUUCUGUCUGGAUAUUUUGGGAUUUUGGAGCCAUAGUGCGCCUGAAAACAUGUUGCUUGUAUGGGGGGAGCCGACAGACCCCGGGAACUGGGAGGUAACUGAGCUCUUCAUCAAGAAAUGGGGUUGGGUGAUUUCCGGUUGCCCAGAUAUUCUGCAUAAUACCAACAAAUGGCGUGCUCGAAGAGGAGAGACCCCGAUAUUUCGUUAUUUAUGAUACUGUACUUGGGUACAAUGUCAGAGGGCUUGGACCAUCUUGAAUUAGCCGCUAAGUCAAAAAGAUAACAAAAACAAAAUGUUGAAGGUUGAUACACAUAUAUAUAUAAACCAC